This is a messenger RNA of Urocitellus parryii (Arctic ground squirrel), 4284 nucleotides long. It is a transcript of the gene Ints7, whose product is annotated as integrator complex subunit 7. Gene Ontology annotation, biological process: snRNA 3'-end processing. NCBI's taxonomy places the organism in Eukaryota, Metazoa, Chordata, Mammalia, Rodentia, Sciuridae. Gene Ontology annotation, cellular component: integrator complex. The record is from RefSeq and is a predicted model, not a curated record.
UCCGCGAGAAGGCGGCGGGAGAAGAUGGCGGUGCUGGGGCAGAGUUUGCAAUCUUUCUGACUAGGCUAGUCGAGUAACUAUUCGGGUCAUGGCGUCAAACUCAACUAAGUCUUUUCUGGCAGAUGCUGGAUAUGGCGAACAGGAAUUGGAUGCUAACUCUGCUCUUAUGGAAUUGGACAAAGGUCUAAGAUCUGGCAAACUUGGUGAACAGUGUGAAGCAGUUGUCCGCUUUCCCAGGCUUUUUCAGAAGUAUCCAUUUCCUAUUCUCAUCAAUUCUGCAUUCCUAAAGUUAGCUGAUGUUUUCAGAGUUGGAAACAAUUUUCUGAGGCUAUGUGUUCUUAAAGUUACCCAACAAAGUGAGAAGCAUUUGGAGAAGAUCCUAAAUGUGGAUGAAUUUGUGAAGAGAAUUUUCUCUGUGAUUCAUAGUAAUGAUCCUGUAGCAAGAGCCAUCACACUCCGGAUGUUGGGAAGUCUGGCAUCAAUAAUUCCUGAAAGGAAGAAUGCUCAUCACAGUAUUCGCCAGAGUUUGGAUUCACAUGAUAAUGUGGAAGUUGAAGCUGCUGUUUUUGCUGCUGCAAACUUCUCUGCACAGUCAAAGGAUUUUGCUGUAGGAAUAUGUAACAAAAUCAGUGAAAUGAUUCAAGGUUUAGCUACACCAGUAGACUUGAAACUGAAGUUGAUCCCCAUCUUACAGCAUAUGCACCAUGAUGCAAUCCUGGCUUCCAGUGCUCGUCAGCUUUUACAACAGCUGGUCACGUCCUAUCCUUCCACCAAAAUGGUGAUUGUUUCUUUGCACACUUUUACUCUGCUUGCAGCUUCAUCUUUGGUUGAUACACCUAAGCAGAUUCAACUUCUGUUGCAGUAUUUGAAGAAUGAUCCCAGGAAAGCAGUAAAGAGGCUUGCUAUUCAAGAUCUGAAAUUACUUGCCAAUAAAACACCACAUACUUGGAGUAGGGAGAAUAUCCAGGCACUCUGUGAAUGUGCUCUCCAGACUCCUUAUGACAGCUUAAAGCUGGGGAUGUUGUCUGUCCUUUCCACACUAUCAGGGACUAUUGCCAUCAAACAGUACUUUAGUUUAGCUCCAGGAAAUGUGGGUUCUUCCCCUAGAUCUUCUGAUUUAGUCAAAUUAGCCCAAGAGUGCUGUUACCAUAACAACAGGGGCAUUGCAGCUCAUGGAGUAAGAGUCCUAACAAAUAUAACUGUUUCUUGUCAAGAAAAGGAUCUUGUGGCAUUGGAGCAAGAUGCUGUCUUUGGCCUGGAAUCCCUUCUGGUGCUUUGUAGUCAAGAUGAUAGUCCAGGUGCUCAGGCCACUUUAAAGAUUGCUCUAAAUUGUAUGGUGAAAUUGGCCAAGGGCAGGCCCCAUCUUAGCCAGUCAGUGGUUGAGACCUUGCUAACUCAGUUGCACAGUGCUCAGGAUGCUUCCCGGAUCCUGAUGUGCCAUUGCCUGGCAGCUAUUGCCAUGCAGCUGCCAGUGUUGGGUGAUGGAAUGCUUGGUGACCUCAUGGAGCUCUACAAGGUGAUCGGACGAUCAGCCACAGACAAGCAACAGGAACUUCUGGUGAGUUUGGCUACUGUGAUUUUUGUAGCCAGCCAGAAAGCAUUAUCUGCUGAAGUAAAGGCAAUAAUUAAGCAGCAGCUUGAAAGCGUCUCCAAUGGAUGGACUGUGUACCGAAUUGCCAGACAGGCUUCCCGAAUGGGUAAUCAUGACAUGGCCAGAGAGCUUUAUCAGAGUUUGCUGACUCAGGUUGCCUCAGAACACUUCUACUUCUGGCUGAAUAGUUUGAAGGAGUUCUCACAUGCAGAACAGUGUCUUACUGGGUUGCAAGAGGAGAAUUACAGUUCAGCACUUUCUUGCAUUGCUGAGUCUUUAAAAUUCUACCACAAAGGGAUUGCCUCCUUAACAGCUGCCAGUACACCACUGAAUCCUUUAAGUUUUCAGUGUGAAUUUGUAAAACUCAGGAUUGACCUUCUACAAGCCUUCUCUCAACUCAUCUGCACUUGUAAUAGCCUAAAAACAAGCCCCCCACCUGCGAUUGCCACAACAAUUGCCAUGACCUUAGGAAAUGACCUUCAGAGAUGUGGUCGAAUCUCCAAUCAGAUGAAACAGUCCAUGGAAGAGUUCCGAAGCCUUGCCUCCAGAUAUGCAGAUCUUUAUCAGGCAUCUUUUGAUGCUGACUCUGCAACUUUGAGGAAUGUAGAACUACAGCAGCAGAGCUGUUUACUGAUAUCUCAUGCCAUAGAGGCCCUGAUUUUGGAUCCAGAAUCAGCAAGUUUCCAGGAAUAUGGAUCUAGUGGAACAGCCAAUGCUGAUAGUGAAUAUGAAAGAAGAAUGAUGUCUGUGUAUAAUCAUGUCUUGGAGGAGGUGGAAUCGCUCAAUAGGAAAUACACCCCUGUUUCUUAUAUGCAUACAGCAUGCCUCUGCAAUGCCAUCAUCGCUUUGCUGAAAGUUCCCCUUUCAUUUCAGAGAUAUUUUUUCCAGAAACUGCAGUCUACCAGCAUCAAGCUUGCUCUGUCGCCAUCCCCCCGGAACCCUGCAGAACCUAUUGCUGUCCAGAGUAAUCAACAGCUGGCACUAAAGGUAGAAGGAGUGGUUCAGCAUGGAUCUAAACCAGGACUCUUCCGCAAAAUUCAGUCUGUCUGUCUGAAUGUUUCUUCCACACUACAAAGUAAAUCUGGUCAAGACUACAAGAUACCCAUUGAUAAUAUGACCAAUGAGAUGGAACAGAGGGUUGAGCCUCAUAAUGAUUACUUCAGUACUCAGUUUUUGUUGAACUUUGCUAUCCUGGGAACACACAACAUUACAGUGGAAUCCUCAGUGAAAGAUGCUAAUGGUAUCGUAUGGAAGACUGGCCCCAGAACUACCAUAUUUGUCAAAUCUCUAGAAGACCCUUAUUCUCAGCAAAUUCGCCUACAACAGCAACAAGCCCAGCAGCCGUUACAACAGCAGCAACAGCGAAAUGCCUACACACGGUUUUAACCAUGCAAGUGCACUACAGCCUUCAAGGGAUUGAUCAAAUUGACAGAAGUAGUUUGCUUUUUCUUAUGUAUUAAGUAUGAAACUUAAAUGUGAAAUCCAUUUAUUCGUUGAUUUCUCUAAUGUAACGUUCUGGAGGGAAACAUCUCUUCCUGUAAAAAUUUAGUUUGAGAAAUGAUUGGGUUCCUGGCCAGAAAGUUGUUGUUGUUGUUUUCCCUUUUCUUUUUUAAACCAAGUCCUUUAUCUAACAUAUUUAACAUUUUUAUUGUUUUACUAUUUUUUCUGUUACUGAGCUGCUGCUUCUUUCCGGAAUAGUCACAUAUUUUGCUUGCUUCGGUGGCACAUAUACUAAAAUUGGAACAAUACAGAGAAGAUUAGCAUGGCCCCUGCACAAGGAUGAUAUGCAAAUUCAUGAAACAUUCCAUGUUUAAAAAAAAAAAAAGUCACAUAUUCGAUCAUAGAGUUAGUAAAUUUGACUGCUUCUCUACUGUAAUACAUCAUUUGCUGCCUGAUAUGGACCUGGAACUUGAGCUAAGCAUAGGAAGCUCUAACCAUUCGGUGCAGGGUUUAUCCACGAAGUGGGAACUGAGUCCUUCUAUAAAUGAACUGAAAAGUGGUUCCACAAUAUCCUGCCUUCUGGACUCUGAGAACCUGCAAUCUAGCAGAACUGAAACAUGCUGCUGCAUUAUUUCAGCCACUUACCUAUCUCUUUUUGUGCUAAAGCAGUUUUAAUUUAUUGUUUUGAUAUAUUAGUUGAGCAGCUAGCAAUUACAUAGAAACAUUGGAGAUUAAUAAUUUGUUAUUUUUUCUAAUACAGCCUGUGAAUGUGUUUAAUAUAGACUUUUUACAUUGUUUCUAUAAGUGAAAACAUCACUCAUUUAAUAUCUUAAUGUUUUAAGUUAAUAGGGGCAGAUCUCCUUUGAUUGGUUUGGUUUCUCUGUGAUGAGUCAUGUAAUAUUAUACUGGAUUGUCUAGAAAAAAACUGUCUCUUUAUAAUACAACUUCAAUUAGUUGGGAUGCUCAGGGAAUAGAGUUUUCUGGUUAGCCAGAAAAGCCCUUUUUUUCUAUUUCAACAGUGGUUGAAAACAACAAAAUAGUAUACUUUUUUUUUGUCUUAACCCAGAUUACAAUGUGUAAUUGAACUGUUUCUUGAUUUGAGAUCAUUUAGUGCUUUGGGAUCAUGAUUUCUGAACAUCAGGGAUGAUCAUAGGAUUGCAGGUAUUGCUAGCUAAUUGGUCUGGAUGCAGCUCCUAAGAUGAAGCAGGACACGUUUCCUGGAAUUGUCCUUUUUGAAUAAAUUUUUCAAUUUC